UCCUCUGUCUUUCAUUCCUCGCUGCCUCAGCAGAAACUGGAAAGCACUGGGCUCUGAUUGUAGCUGGAUCCAAAGGAUGGCACAAUUACAGGCACCAGGUAAUCAUCAGAAUCAGCAAGCAAACAUCAUAUCACCUGCAAGGUUCACCUUAUUAUUUCGGCCUAAGAACAAAUGCGCAAAUAACAAUCAGAGUAGGACGCUUUUCAGUCUCUCCCGGCAUGAUGCAAGCAAAAGCAAAUUAAAAUUACUGAAUGUAUCAACAUACUUUAUGCCUCAUAACUCACAAAAUGAAAGUCACGAGACUUGGGGAAUGUGGACACGCACUUCCUCGUUCGAACGGAAGAUAUUUAGGAGUUAGGUUGCAAAGGUAACUGUACAACCACAAAUUGUUUGAGAGAUAUUUUAUUUUCCUUUCUUUUUUUUCUUUUUCUCUGUUUUCUUUUAUUGAAGAACUACAUGCGUAAUACAGCAUGGGGUUACACUUUUUAGCUCUUUAUACAGGAUGGCUACAUGCUGUUCUUGACGGAAAUCUAACUGAUAGGGUUUUCUUAUUACCGUACUCAGCGCACCAUGAGGUGUUAGGCAAUUUGAGGUAAAGGUCUAUGGUUAACUGGAAACUGAAAAUUAUUCUCAAAAACUACUCAAAUUGGGUUUGAACCAGUUCUUUGAAUUAUUCAGAUAUGCCAUACAAUUUAUUGUUUUUAUUUUCCUUAUCACGUAAAUGUCUUGGUCGGUCCCUUAGGCAAAAAAAGAACUCGAGAAAGAGGAAACGGUAUUGCUGCUAACUGUACUUAUAAUCCUAAUGUCUCUAAAUUAGAUGUUCAUCCAAGAAAAUUCGUUUUUUAUGAUCAGUCUAACAUUAAAGUCUUUCUCAACACGGAAAAAGUGUGUAAUUAUGCGAACCUCACUUGGGUGGAGUUCGUGCAAAUGCAUGAGCACUGUUACCUAGUAACGCGUGACGUGUUUUACGUCACGUUCCAUUGGGAGUCUUCUUAGAUGGAAGCUGUGUAGUAACACCUGUUUAGAUGCGGUCGGAGAAACUAGGAUAUAGAUCGAGAUAUUCGAAGUGAACUACGUCUGAUGUUUUGACUGUAAUUUGGAAAGCUUUGUUCGCUUAGUGGAUAAAGAUAAAGCAGAUGUAGUUUAGAAAAUGGUUUUGAUCUUUGAAAUUCAAAAAGAUUUCGUCCAUGCAAGGUGUUUGGCAGGAUAACUAGUAAUCUAAUGGGAAUAUGUAUAACGGCGUAACAUGCGACUAAGAUUUUACGCAACUAACCCAGUCGGUAGAUUAGUUAUAAUAAAUUAAUAGAUAAUUAAGUUAUAUUACUGGCGUAAAAUUUACAUUAUAUACACCGAUGCAUAUAGUGGCGUAAAAUUUUACAGUCUAUAGACUGUGUCAGUCACAUAUUACGCCGUUAUCUAACUACCGGAAUUUAACACUUUCGCCUGAAGUUUUUUUUAGUUUCUAAUGUAGAAUCUGAAAGUGAAAUGUUCAGUGAAAUUCGGCCCAAUCGUGGCUCACAAAGAUAUGCGAGUUUUUUCACAUGACAAGUAGAAAACAAACUGUUCAAGGCGAGUGUUUUAUGAAUAAACGACAGCCGAAUUCACCAGAACAUGAAGAUCGCUCGGAAUGACAGCGCCGUAAAACUCGGCAGCAGCGACUGAUGUGGCCUUCCACUCAACGCAUCGGAAAGGUUAUCAGUGCAAGCUCUUAUUUUUCCACUCGAAGGGUUGUCGAUUUAGUUCCUGAGGCUUGCUCCACCGCGAUGACCGAGGAUCGCCAUGAUGAGCUAGCCGCUAGUAAUAGACCUCAGCAUGAUCGCAGUCGCUCUGACACCGUCAUGAUUAGUAUGAAUUUUAACAGUUAUGCCAGGUUAUAUAUUUCAUAAUUCCUGUUUUUUUCUGUUUUGUUUUUGAACGCGAAACUUUAUUUACUAUACAAGUGUUAGCUGUAUUUGAUUUUUAUUACCGUACGUAAACUUGAAAUCUAACUGAGCGUGAAAACCUUAAAAACUCGGACUUUCCAUUUAACAAAUAGAUUCCAAGUUGCCGUGCGUCUGUUCAAUAAUAGAUCACAGAUGACGUCAAAAUCUGGUAAGAACAAAAAAGUGGCACACGAGGCGCAGCCGAGUGUGUCACUGAUGUUCUUACCACAUUUUGACGUCCUUUGUGAUCUAUUACUGAACAGACGCACGGCAACUUGGAAUCUAUUUGUUUUAUAUAAUAAAGAAUUAAAAUAUACGGAAAAAGUUUUAAUGAUGACGUCAUCUAUACGUCUGUCCUCCAAUAGAUCAUAAGUGAGAACCAAUCAGAAUGAGUGCAUAACUGAGCUUAAUAUAUAAACUCUCAUAGAGCACGCAUUAUAUCCGAACUUUAUUAUAACAUUCUGUGAAGUGUCCUUCUUCUGGUAACCAUUAAAACCUCUUCGGAAUGAAAAUAGAUAGAUGCUCUCUUUGACGAGAACUUCAAAUGAUGUGUUCAUUUUCUUGUAUUUAGGCCAAUACAUGCCAUGCCUACCAGAUUCUCCACAAAAAUGGUAUUCCUGACGAAAACAUUGUAGUCAUGAUGUAUGAUGACAUUGCCAAUAAUCCCUUGUAAGUUCACUGGAUUCCAAUAAAUGUAUCUUAAUUAAAUGAACUUAAGUUCCGCACUAAUGUAAUUGCUCAAAUAUGUGGGAGACAUGUUUAAAAGUUUACCUUAAGUAGUCCAGGUAUGAGAACUGGCUGAAGCAUGGUGUUGUGUUCUUAGACAAGAAAUUUUACCAUUGUAAUGCCUCUCUCUCCCCAGGAGUGUGUAGAAGAGUACCAAUGAGAAAUAUCAGGGAAGCACUCAACAUAAGGGGGGGGGGGAGGGGGGCAGAAACUGCAAUGGGCUGGCAUUGCAGCCAUGGGGUGUAGGAAUUCUCCUCAUUACUUUAUGGUUAAGAAUCCAACAUAAGCUCUAGAUAGAAAGGCCUCUUGGCAAGAUGUUUUCCAAAAAUGUGAUACAUGUUCAUGUACAUACACUUGGGGUGAGAGAGACUGUACUGCAGUCUAACAAAAAUUAUGAUGGUUAUAUAAAUAAAGGGUGAGGUUUAGAGGAACAGGGCGAAUACUAAGUAUUGAGUUUUGUGGGACCACUUAAUUAGCCAAUCAUACAUGUACAUGGGAAGCCAAAAAUAUGAAGGACUUAAUUAUUACAAUUUCACAAUGUGCCCAUAAUAAUUGUAUGCAUGGAAAUUAAGAAAGUUGGCAUAAUCAGGAUGCUAGAUAACCAUGUAGUCUAUUCUGCGUACCACUAAUGGCACAUGACAUUACAUGGAUCAAAUUAGCUGGUUUCAGCUAAGAUUUCUGUUAAUUCAUGUUACUCGUUCACUGGCUGAGAUUGUGUAGUUAUCCCUCAAUACAAGAGAAGAAGCUAGGACAAGAAAAUAUUUUUGACAUUUUGCUCACAAACAUCCCAUUUUUACAAAGGAAUUGAAUUAAUCAAACUAAAGUAGUCUUGUUUAUUAUCAGGAAUCCAACACCUGGCAUCAUUAUAAACAAGGUUAGUUGAUUGAAUUAUAUUAUAUAUCUUUUAUUACAUGCGUACAUACAUGCAUCUUAUAUGAUUUAAAAAAAAUAAUCAUCCUAAACUUUACAGAAGGCUAUAAAUUAAUUUAUUUAUGGCAUAGUAAUAUAAGAACUGUUGAUGAUUUUUGAGCUAUAGUGAUUGUUAUCAUAUAUUUAUAUGUAGUGUGCUUGAAGUAGAGUUACAUGUACAUGUCCCAGUAAUUGCUCUGAGGAGCACAGGGUAUAUAAUGGUAAUAAGACUGAGUGGAGUCCAAUUCAGUAUGUAAUCAUAUGAGCGAUAAAAAAAAUCGGAUGACCAUGUAGUGGGAGUCUGAUUUGUUAAUCACAAGACAGUGUAAUUAACUAUAGAGAAUUGGAACACAAAGUUCUGUGACCUAUUAACCCAAAGUAUAGCAAAAUUCAAGAGAAAAACUAGACAUCGUAUAUGUGUACAUAUAUCCUAUAGGUGUCCAAAUUGGGCUGGUAAUAACCAAUUACAUUCAAGAAUUUUGUUAUAAUUUUGAUCAAAUGUAGUACUGUAUCAUAAACUAAAUCACUCUUAUAUUUUUCCUUACUCAUGCAGCCAAAUGGAGACGAUGUGUACAAGGGUGUUCCAAAAGACUACUCAAAGGAGGUAAAACUUUCUUAAGUCAUAUUCAAUCUUGAGUAAAUAUUGAGUAAAUUUUUCAAAAUAUUGAAUAAUUUUAAAGCUAUUGUUGGUAAUGUUCAAAACUUUUUUGGCACAAUGGUAUAACGGUCAGGAGAACUUCAUUUCAGAUAAUCUAUUUUUACAUGUGGCUAGAUGUUGUGGGUGGAUGUUGAUUACUUCUCUGGAAAUUCAUGGAACUACUUGAGGGCUGACUUUUAGACCCUAUAUUUUUAUUUUCUAUUUUAUCUCAAGUUUAUCUUCCCCCUUUGAGUAUCAUCCAUUAUUCUCUGCCCUUUUCCCCUCUGCCCUUUUCCCCUCUGCCCUUUUGCCCUCACCUGACCAUUCACCCUUUCCCUUUAGUCAUAACCAUUCAGCCUACCCUGUAACCUCCUCAUACCUUAUUCUGAAUCCCUUACCCCCAACACCUCAGCCCUCACUUUUUCACCCCACCCAUCCUUCUAACUCUGCACUCCUCAUCACUCACCCCUCCGCCAACAGUAAAACCUCUCCAUACCAUUCUUUUGCCCAUCAGCCCGCACUCCUAAACCCACUCUUCACCCCACCUAUUCUUCACACUCAGCACAAUAUAUUUCCCACUCCUCAGCCCUUACUCUCUGUUACCCCUCCCCUCACUCUGCACUUUUCAUUCCUCACCCCACAACCCUUAGCCCACACUCUCACUUUCCCCACUUCAUUCUUUUUCCUUUUAAUCUCCCCCCCUCCUUAUCAUCCUUUACCCUCACACUGUAGCCCUCUGCCGUCACUCAUCCAUCCUUACCCUUCUUCUUUCAGUUCUAACCUUUCCCUCUCAGCUCAAAGCCUUCAAUGCUGACCUCAUUUUAGACAUGGUGUUUGGUCAGGUAGAAAACUGCAUCUACAUGUACAUGUAGUUAAUUAUACCACUAUGACUGAUUGUACAUGUAAUUAAAUCCAACUGUUAUGUGACAGAGUAGACAUGUAUAUAUGUUGUGGUUCAAUUUAAUCCUUAGUUCAAAUUUUAUUUUCCUUUGUUUAUGGGUAUUGUAAUUAGAAUAACGAGUUUGAAACAAAAGAAAUGAAAAUUUGAACUAUGGAUAACACUGAACCAUAACAUAUACAUAUGGUUUCAAUAACUUUGUGUUACAUGUUUCUUGUUUUUUUAUUCUGUUGAUAUUGAUCCCAUUGUUUAGCACGUGACACCAGAUAACUUCUUGAACAUUCUGAAGGGAAAUAAACAAGCCAUGAGUGGGAUUGGUAGUGGAAAAGUGAUUGACAGGUUUGACCAUUAAAUGCAGCAUAUUAAAUAUUGUAGCUGGUCAUUGGCCAUGAUGAUCUUCAUUUAUGGAUUGUGACUCUAAAUGUACAUAUAUAUUCGUGUAUCAAGACAAACAAAAAAAAUUUUUUUUAUUACAUAUAGCUAUUAUGAACAACUAGCUACAUUUAACACUUCUUCUGACUCAUAGGGUGAGUUAAUUGAACAAUGUUAAGCUGUUGUAUAACAAAACCAUGUCCUAAACAAUCCUCAAUUCAGCUGAACCUUUUAUCUAAACUUUUUUUUUUUAUGUGAGCAGUAUUAACCCUUUAACUCCCAUGAGUGACCAAGACCGAAUUUCUUCUCACAAUAUCAAGACAAUAUCAACUAGAUUAUAGUGAUGAGAAUAAGGAAAAAUAUCAAUUUGGGGAUAAUUAGUUGAUCCAAUACAAAAUUCUCUGAACUAACAUUGUAAGAAUUGUAGGGUUUACGGUAAGGAGAAUUACAAAUUUGAUCAGGGAGUUAAAGGGUUAAGAGGGUUGGAAACUAACAGUGAAAGGGUAUUUAUUAAUGAAAUCAACACUCUUAUAGAUGAAGGCUUAGGCCCAAUGGUUGCAUUAACCAGUGGUUUGGGUUACACCUCAUGUAAAUAAACAGCCCAUAUAGGUUUAUUUGAUAGCUUGGACUACAUGAAGAUCAAUGACCCAAUCUCAUACUAAAUGUACAGUACUUGAAGAAAUUUGCUUUUUUUUUCUUUCCCUCUCAGUGGGCCAAAUGACCAUGUUUUUGUAUAUUUCACUGAUCAUGGAAAUCGUGGAUAUGUUGUAUUUCCAAGUGGCGAGGUGAGUUUGUGAAUCAGGUAAUUGCAAAAUCCCAAAUGUAAUGCACCUUGCUUUAUUGUAUUUCCAGGUUAAAAGCCAAACUUGCAAUUUCGUUUCAUGUUUUGUUUUACUCCUCAUUGCAUGACUCUGCCAUCUGAAAGCAGAGAAAUACUAAUAAAACUGAGUAAUAUUCUCCAAUCAUAACUCAGAAACACAACCUUGCAUGUUAUUGAAAAGCCCAGUUGAUGCAAGAACUAUGGUGUGUUCCAACACAACUUUACAAUCAAAAUAAGUAUGUGAUUUAUUUAUGGAGAAGGGAAAUUCCACAAAGUUUGCACCAGAUCAAGAAACUAUAAUUAACUGCUGCAACAAUGCUCUGAGAUAAAGUACUACUCAUCUACUGUUUCCUGAACUUGUAGGGGCAACUCAAAUGUGCUCCAUGUACGCAAGGGUGUAGCCAGACUUUUUUUUUAAUGAAAACAUAUAAUUAUAUACAAUUUCUAGUUUCUCUCUCAAAUUUAUAAUAGUUUUGAUCAAAAGGGGGGGUCACACUGUGUCAAUUAGAGGUUACUCACCAGAUUUUCACGUCAACCUCCACACUGUGUUUGACUAAAUGUGACAAAAAAAGUUUGAUUUAAAAUAGGGGGUUGGAGGGCACUGGCACCCCUGGACCCAGUGCCUCCCCUUGCUAUGCCCUUAAUGUAUAUCUGCACCUUUCAAUUAUGCAGCAAAAAGUUGUUAUACAUGUUGCUGGAUGCCUGAAUACCUACCCCUCUUAACCCUUCAACGCCCAAGAUCUCAUCAGUAAUACCCUUACUCCUUACUGUCUGUCAAACAAUUCUUAUGAUGCCACCUCUCAGAAUUUGGCACUGGGUCAACAAGAAAAUCCUCAAACUUAUAUUUUUCUUUAUUCUCAUCACCUGUCUGAUUGAUGUUGUAUUGAUAUUGAAAGGAGAAUUCUGUCUUGGUCACUUAUGGCCAAUGCUAAAAAGGGUAGAGGUCCAAAUUGUUUCCAUGCACAGAUUCUGUGGAUUUUGAUCUUAGUGAACAUAUUAAUUUUUUUUCUCUUCAGUUGAUGGCACAUGACUUAAUAGCUGCCCUGGAUGAGAUGUAUGAAAACAAGAAAUUCAGCAAGGUAUGACAAAUGCUAGUCAUAUAAACCAAAGAUUCAGUAGUUUAUUUAAGAUUCAAUGUACUAUUUACAAGUGUAUGAUGAUGUUAAUGAUUCACCUUGCAUCCUGUUGUGUAGUCUCAUGUACUGUAAGUUUGGCUUUCAUGUGUAAUAGUUGUCACUGAAGGUUAAGGCUGGGCAGUGAACAUGUGAUGUUCUAGGAUCACCUUGACAGAGAUGUUAACGAUAGUUACUAGUACUCAUAAAAGAUUUUACAUUUUUAAUCACUUCAAUCCAACAAUUUUUAAAAAAUAUGUAUACAAUUAUAUGGUUUGUACACAAGAGGAAUAGUCGAUUGGGUAGUCCGAUUGAAAGUAGUCCACAAAAGAACUAUUGUUGGUUGUCAUAACUGAUGUUGCAACAAUAUUAUGGGAAGCUACCAUCAGAGUUAAGUAAGAGUUAUUUUGUCAGUCGAUUGAUGUUAAGUCUGGUUCAGGAAAAGUGAUUGGUCAGUUUAGCCAUGAUUUCAUUGGCUGUAAGACUAAUAUAGCAGAAGUUGGUAGUGAUUGGUUAGUUUCAAUUCUUUGGUAAUGUUCAGUCACCAUGUUCAAUUCUAUUGUGAACACGAUGACAACUACAAUGUAUUCUUACUUGAAGAUUAGACUACACAAUCAGAUAUAUGGUUGGUACGUGCAAAAGUAAGAUCAAAUAAGACAGCUUGAAAAUAUCUGACAGGAGGUCUGGUACUUUUUUUCACAAGCAGCUCCCUCAGUUGGUGUUCUACCUUGAAGCUUGUUACUCAGGGUCCAUGUUUCACAAGAAGCUCAAGACCAACACAGACAGUAUGUGUGCCUUCUAUUUCGUAGGCAAAAUGCAUUUUGCAGAAAACUUUUUAUCAUAGAGAAAAUUUAAACUAACAAGAAAAUAAAUGAAGUUUUGUUAAUAUGAGGUUCCUGUUGGAGUCAUUGGUGGAAACCUCAUCUUUGAAACACUAUACUUAUUGAUGAAUGUGAUUGUCGGGAUCUUUUUUUUUCUAGUCUAUGCGACUACUUCUGCCAAUCCUGGUGAACCUUCCUAUGCUUGCUACUACGACAAGAAAAGGCGAACUUACCUUGGGGAUUAUUACUCUGCGAAGUGGAUGGGAAACUCUGAUGCGGUAUGUGAGAUACCUUACUUCUCUUUUAAUUUUUGCAAUGCUGAGUUCUUUCAAAAGUCAUUCGUUCUUUUAGUAAUGGUAAUUCCGGAUCAUGGAUUAGUAGAUGAACUAGUGAACUAGUAUCUGUUUGACUUCAUAUCGAUUUGCAGGUUGAUCUAACUAAGGAGACACUCAUGAAGCAAUUCCAAAUUGUGAAAGAAGAGAUGAACACCAGUCAUGCGAUGCAGUAUGGAGACAUGGUAUAUUUAUUUUAUAUUAAAUGAAUACGAUUGUUGAUAUUCGCGGUGGUCAAUUGGUUAGCGCGGUGAAAGACUCAGUUGACUCCUAAUUGGAAGAUCCGAGUUCCAGAUCUGGCUGGGGUACUUUUUAAUGUUCCAGGGCAAGACUGUACUUAUAAACCGCCCCUCUCCUCCACCCCAGGUUGACACUGGGUUGUGUCAGGACAACUAAAUCACUAGAAUUUAAAGUCCAAGAGAAAUAGCAGUUCUUCUCGUGGCUUUAUGCAAUGAAACUGGGGUAAGUGCCAAUUAUGUCGAAAAAAGGGAAUUCCUUUAUAAACGUUAAGGAAGGUUGAUUCUGCACUCGAGCCAAGUGCCCCAUCUAGCUAGAGUUUAUCGCGGUUUCUUUCACAUGAAGCGACUAGGAGUAUUUUACUCUCUACUCUCCCUGGAUGUGAUGCUUAGCCCCCCGACCCCCUACCCCGUCAUCUUUCCCUGACUAUUCACCAGUACCUAUUUAUACUCCUGGGUGGAGAGAGGCAUGGUGAGAGUAAGGUGUCUUCUCUAAGAACACAAGACAAUGGCCCGCCUACGUCUCGAACCUGCUAAAUAGUAAUACAAUUCAAUCAAUAAGAGCAUUUCCUCUGUAAGAGAGGAAAGAAAUAUAAUAAUAAACUUAGCACAUAGCUUCUCCAGGGUGGAAUUCUCAGGCCCUUCCAGUAAAUGUGCGCUCAUUCUAGCUCUGUUCAGGCUGUAAGUGAUAAAGAUGCAUCUAUACAUGUGUACAUGCCUUUUGACAGUAAGAUGAAGCUAACAUGAUUAAGCGCAUGUUUUCUGUGACAGGAUUUUGUUAAUGAUGACCUGGACGACUUCCAAGGUGACGGCAUGGGAAGUGUUUCCGGAAAAUCUCCGGAGGAGUAUCGUGGGGAACAAAUUGUAAGAGCUACUUGUAGUUAAGCCACUCUACUAAAUACUGUUCUGUUCAUUGGUAUUGCAGGUUGGGUUUUACUUCAUGCAAAUGAUUCCCUUUUUUUCUGCUGGCUCAGCCUUACCGGGGCGCUGUAAUUGAAGUCUCUUUUGCAAAACAUUCGAAUGUUGGAUACGUUUGCGAGCGCAAGAGCGUAUUUGAUGGUGUCUUUUGUCAAGAAAUCCCAAAUGAAUCAGAUAUUAUUUAGGGAAAGAGGGGAUAAGUUUUUCAAUAAAAAAAAAUACACGGGAAAUACUGUAUUUUAAACUAAAGUUAACAUCGCUGUCAGUUAUGCAAGCGCGAUGAACGUGUAUGGCAUGCUGAGGCGGGGAAUAAGGUCAUUUGAAGAAGCUUCAAGAAAUACUCAAAUCUGCAUGGAUAUUAAAGAUUAAUAUAGAGUAAAACAUUGGAGAGCGUUGAUGGCGCGCUCUGAUUGGCUACUCGAACUCCGAAUAUCCUUUGUCAGUAUAGAUAUAAUAAAACAGUGGAUAGCGUCGAAGGCGCGCUCUGAUUGGCUACUCGAACUCCGAAUGUCCUUCGCUAUUCACCCCCGAGCAACUCACUCGGAAUUUGCGUCCGAAACUGUUGUGAUCGUUUCAGGAAUAAGCGCGUUAAAAUCAUCUUUUUGUGCUGUUAUAUCACUGUUUUAGUAUAUAAUUAAACAACUGUUCACCCCAGUGUCGGGACUAAACGGGUUGCAAACGACGAACUAAAGGAAGUACGCUUUUUCAAGAUCCUGCCUUCUUUACAGGUCUGUUAAUUUGGAACAGGCGAACAACUCUAAUUAAGAAUUUCACAAAAGGAAUAACUCUAACUUGUUGAGUUACAUUUAUUUGCAGACCGAUGCCAUUCCUUCACCAGAUGUCGAGCUGAAUAUCCUUCACCAUCGCCUAAAGGAUAGCGCGAGCCUGGCCGAAAGACAAGAAAUCGCUCGUGAAAUCGAAGAGUUGCUUGAGGUAGAAUAUGACUGUUGUUGUUGUUGUUUUUUUUUAACAUAACUGUCUUAAAUGUUUCUCUUGACUUGACUAUCCUUAUGAACUCCAAAAUCGUUCUAGUGUAUUUUUUAGAGAUGACGUCAGGGUUUUCACGAGUUAUCAGCAUGUAAGAUAGAAAUAGAACUAUUUUCCUGGAAUUUUGGAAUGACCCUUGACAUCAGCCUCACCGUCUACUUUACUCUGCUGUAAGGAAAAUUCUUCCUACGCAGAGGCCCAUAAUCGGGUCGCACUCAAAGAUUUUGAUGGAAAGAGGAAGUUUGAUGUUUCAGUGUGUAAGAGCGUUUAGUUUAGUGUGCAGCAGAACAGCAGUGCUACUCCCAAACGCAAAAAUUCUCGUGUUGCUUAUCCAAAUAGAUCAGGCUCCACUCACUAACAAUGGUUUAACUCAUGACCACAUGACGUCACUUUAUCUCUCGACCCAGUUCUCUGACUGAAAUUAGAAUGAAACGUAGGCUUGCAGCAAUAGACAGUUAAUAUGAAAUAUCGCGAUUUAAAUGAUUGGACUUGGGUAUGGUAUGCCAAAUUUAAAAUAAAAAUCAAGGAAACGCUAAAAAAAGUAUUUUUCAUAGUUAAAGCACUUUCAGUAAACUGUAAACUUUGAGUUGUUCGUUUCGUUUGUUAAAAAACAGCGGGAGGAAGGUGUCAGAAAAACAAUGGAAUCGAUUGUGGAGCAGUGUACUUCCUCUGAGGAGCAGAAGAAUCGGGUCCUGAAGACUCGUGCUGAUCCGGAAGACUUUGACUGUUAUAAGCAGGCUGUCAAAACUUUCUCAAAGACCUGUUACAAUCUGGGACAGGUAAUGAAGACCCCCCCCCUCCUGUUUAGAGGUGUUCUAAUGAUAUAAUUUCGAAAACUCUACUUUAAGACACAUGGCUAUCGCUGUGACAGCCCGUGCCAAAUAAAAUUUCACCCCUAAUGGCUAACUGUGUAACAAGUAUCGUCACUGCUAGUUGAAAUUUAGAAGAAUAAAAAAAGAAUGCUGUCCCUGCCUUCUUGGCCUCUUUUCAUACUCAUGAUGCGGUUUUUAAACUUCUCAGAAUGACCACGCCCUGCGUCACGUGUAUGCCCUCUCUAACUUGUGCGAAGAAAACAUUCCAACUGAAAUGUGAGUAUAGUCUUAUACAUUUGCUUUCAAUUUCUUUAUAGUAACGCUAUCUUAAUUUGCAAUUUACUUUUAGUUUCCAACAAAGUAUAAAGCAGUUAGGAAACUGAUGAAUCUUUCAAAAAAAAACCUUCAUACCUAACGACGUAAAAUUUUCCUGCAGGGGGCUGGAUGGGUGUUUCCAUAGAGGCAUUUUAUUGGACUUUUGAGUGGAGGAUUUAUCGUUAUCAUAGCCACAAAGGGUAGUAGUAAGGUAUCUCAGGGUCCCUCCCCUCCCCUCUUAUCCCUCCCUGUCAUCCUCAUUCAUUGCGUGACAGUUGCUACUGUAACGACUCCAACCAAGACAAAAAAGAAGCGAAGAAGAACAAACAAGAAUUGUUUUCUGGAGUUUCAGCGCCUUACCAAUGGGGCCAAUCCUUGGGAAAAAAUUAAAACGAAACGAAACGAAAUGAAACAAAACCUGACACCAAAUCAACUAAACUACGAAAACAAAAUGGAAAUGAAACCGCUCAGUCUAGGUCUUCGACAGCAACAGUCAAAUCAGAGCAAAAAUAGCCUUGGGUUGCUUCUCUUUUCCUUUCUUUUUUUUAUCUCCAAAUAGACACAUUAUGCUAGUGAAUUACUCUUGUUAACUUUCGCCAUGAUUUUACUCCCAACAGGAUUGUAUCUGCAAUCAUGAAAGAGUGUGCUAGAAUCGAUUAGAAAGGAACAUCCUCUUUCUUCGGAUUUUUAGUGUUUGCAUGGCUUAAGGCUUUUAGUUACCUUCAUAAGUUUAAAACAUUUUUUAAAUUGUACAAUUCUAUCUCACGCAAGCUAACAAUUGAGCUUAACUCAGGGAUAAAUACAAUAACUCUGUAUCGUGUUUUGAUGGAUCUUAAAAGUGCUAGCGAUAUAACAUUGUAAUUCCGCCUUCUUGGCAGUAAAAUGAAAUGUAAAAACCGAUAGAUUUAUGUUUGCUUCGAAAAGUACCACUGCCUUGCGUUAAGCAAUAAUACACGAAUCAUUAAUUUUUUCUUUUUCGGUUCAUCAGUGUUUUUUAGGA
This is a messenger RNA of Pocillopora meandrina, 12817 nucleotides long. Lineage: Eukaryota; Metazoa; Cnidaria; Anthozoa; Scleractinia; Pocilloporidae. The record is from the annotation of a GenBank genome assembly.